AUGCAGCAGGAAGUGGAAAUGCAGAAGACUGAUUGGACACACAGACUGGUGCAGUAUGGUUACCAGAAUCACAGCUUCACCCCUGAAGAAAGGUCAGAGGGCACAGUCCUGAUGAAAAUGAUCAAAUGGCCAAAGCCCCCCAACCCUACUGUACCUUUUCGGAAAAGCAGUGACCCAUCACGUGCACGCUUUGUUAUUAUAAAUUCUGAAAAGACUUUCUACGUUGGAGAUCAGUUACAGGUGAUGCUGCAGAUGUAUGAUUUUGAGGGAAAUCCGAAGCAAUAUGGGGGUGACUAUCUCCAAGCCCGGAUCCACACCCCAGAGUUGAAAGCCGGUCCAGCAGGAACAGUUAUAGAUAACCAAAAUGGAUUUUAUUACAUCAAUUUUACUUUAUUCUGGCCGGGGAAAGUCCAAGUGUCUGUUUCCUUGGUUCAUCCCAGUGAAGCGAUCCAGGUACUUCAGAGACUACGUGAAGAACAGCCAUUUAGAGUGUUUUUAAAAAGUACCUUCAAAUAUGGGGUUAUUUCAGAGGCUACAAUAUGCAAUCUAUUUUUACCUCAGACUAAACCACUUUGUAAUUUUACUGAUCUUAAGACCGGGGAGCCCUGGUUCUGUUACAAACCAGAGAAGCUUCCUUGCUCUACUCGUGUCAACUAUAACAGAGCAGGAUACGUGAAGCUGCUUGUGACUGGGGGAGACCUUACAUUUUUCCAAAGUAAAAUCAACAUCAAGAAGAAUUUACUACCCAGUGCCACAGAUUAUAUAACUGUAAAACCUUCACCUCGGGCAAUAAGAGAGGCUAACUACCUACCCUUGACAUCUGGAAAACCGAUGUUAUCACCAGCUGGGUUUUAUUAUAAGGACCAGUGGAUGUCAACAAGCUGCAAUAUCCGUCAAUUUAACACUCCUGCAAACAUUACAGACUGUCUCCGUGGGAAAAAGAUUUAUCUGAUUGGAGAUUCCACAAUGCACCAGUGGUUUACAUAUUUGACUAGAUUUCUUCCAGGUCUCAAAGUAUUUGACCUUGGCUCUUCUGGAUUAGCUGGCCCUCUCCUUGCUUUGGACAAGGAACACAACAUCAUGGUGUAAUUUCGUGUACACGGUCCACCAAUCCAAUUCUACAAUAUUUGGAGCCAAUUAUUGCGGUACACUUCAAAUAGAAUAGAUGAAGUUAAAGGAGGAAAAGACUCAGUUAUAGGAAUUACCUUAUGUGUCCAUUUUGCCACUUAUCCAAUAGAAGUGUACAUUCGGAGACUACAGUAUAUCCGGAGAUCAAUUCUACAACUUUUGGGCAGGAGUCCAGAUACAUUAGUGGUAAUAAAGACAGCUAAUGUACGGGCCCUUACACCAAGUCUCAGUCUCCGUCAGAGUGACUGGUUCUCCUACCAGCUUGAUUUAGUACUGAGAAGGAUAUUUGCAGGCAUCAACGUAGCAUUUGUGGAUGCGUGGGAAAUGACCAUAGCUCACUACCUGCCCCAUAACAUACACCCUCCUCAAAUCAUUAUAAAGAAUGAAAUGGAUGUGUUUCUUUCAUAUGUGUGCCCUUCUGAAAAUAAGUAA
Pristis pectinata (smalltooth sawfish) is the source of this 1560-nucleotide messenger RNA. RefSeq names its product NXPE family member 3-like. The transcript has 5 exons. NCBI's taxonomy places the organism in Eukaryota, Metazoa, Chordata, Chondrichthyes, Rhinopristiformes, Pristidae. The record is from RefSeq and is a predicted model, not a curated record.